Messenger RNA from Cryptotermes secundus, 582 nucleotides. RefSeq names its product protein preli-like. NCBI's taxonomy places the organism in Eukaryota, Metazoa, Arthropoda, Insecta, Blattodea, Kalotermitidae. The transcript has a single exon. Gene Ontology annotation, biological process: phospholipid transport. Gene Ontology annotation, molecular function: phosphatidic acid transfer activity. Bases 1 to 582 code for a protein of 193 amino acids. The record is from RefSeq and is a predicted model, not a curated record. Gene Ontology annotation, cellular component: mitochondrial intermembrane space.
AUGAAGUAUUUUGAAAGUACGUCUGUGUUCCAUUUUAGUUGGGAUCAAGUUGCCCAAGGCUUAUGGAAGCGUUAUCCAAACCCCCAUAGCAAACAUGUAUUGUCUGAGGACACAGUAAGUCGGGAAAUACGAGGAAGCAAGCUAUUUACUAAGCGCCUGUUCACUAAGACUAACGGGAUACCAAAGUGGGGAGAGCGCUUCGUUGACUCUCGCACUGUGCAUAUUGUAGAGGAGUCCAUUAUGGAUCCAAAUGAGAAAAUCAUAAUUACAUAUACAAGGAAUAUUAGUUAUGUUAGAGUAAUGAGUAUUGUUGAGAAAGUUAUUUAUAAAGUAAGCAAGGAAAACCCUAAUUGGACCGUCGCUGAGCGAUCCGCCUGGAUUGAUUCACAAGUUUAUGGUUUUGGACGAGCCAUCCAGGCGUUUGGGCUUAAACGAUUUCGCAAGAAUUGUCAACAGAUGGUGGAAGGAUUUAACCAUGUCCUAAUGACCAUGUUCCCCCUCACAGCAACAUCUCUGCCUCCUACAACUUCUGAUGAAGCUACAAGUCAGUUAAAUCCAGCAAAUGAAGGGAAAUACCAUUAG